This is a messenger RNA of Acanthochromis polyacanthus (spiny chromis), 3030 nucleotides long. RefSeq names its product fibroblast growth factor 24 (gene fgf24). Gene Ontology annotation, biological process: heart morphogenesis; embryonic heart tube development; regulation of cell migration. The record is from RefSeq and is a predicted model, not a curated record. Gene Ontology annotation, molecular function: type 2 fibroblast growth factor receptor binding; type 1 fibroblast growth factor receptor binding; growth factor activity. NCBI's taxonomy places the organism in Eukaryota, Metazoa, Chordata, Actinopteri, Pomacentridae. The transcript has 5 exons. Gene Ontology annotation, cellular component: cytoplasm. The coding region runs from base 1069 to 1701 and encodes 210 amino acids.
CAAUAAUACUGCGCGUAAUACUGAAUAAAAACUGCUCACAACAUUUAAAUUACUCGGUCACACUGGGUUUUCGUGGCCCUUCGCCAAAUAAAUCAUUUCCCAAACUGAAUUAGGGAGAAAAAAAAUAUCUGUAAAACCAAACCAAAAAGUGCUUCAUCUUCUUGUUCACGUUCUUCUUUGCGCAGCGCUUUGCUCACCGAGAGGAAAAACCGCUCAUCUAGCUGAUGGUCUCUCCAAGAUUACCCUAUCAGGUGCAAACCACUGACAUGUUUCCACCCACCAACAACAAAAAAGCCUCUCUGUGCCCAAAUCUCAAGCCGCAGACGCACAAACACCACUGACAGGCACUGCUGCGCCAUCAUCAGCUCCCGAACCUCUUCAGGGAUCCGCUGCUGCUACUACCGCUGCGAUUUCCACACUACUUUUUUUCUCUCUUUGAAAAAGCAAAACUUAUGCUUGGAAAAGUUUAUUUGCGCGCAGUUACCGACUUGUUUUUUGGUGGACGGCCGGCUUAUUUUUCACCGCUUUUUUUGCCCCCUCUCCCACCGUAGCUCUUGGUCCAAUAAAAUGACCCAUGCAAGGUGUAGAAAUCCCCCACAGGUACGGACGGAGCUGAGGAGCCUGUGAUCUCUGGAGGAGCAGGUUUGGGUUUGUGGGGUAACUUAGCUAAUAGGUGCGCAAAACUCAAAGGAUAUUUUUUUUUUUUGAGGGAGAGGGGGGAUCUGUUUGGAGAGGUCGAUUCCUUUUCCACGUUUGGCGACGACCUACGGAGACGUUAUUUCGGGGAGCGGAGGAGACUGAGCUGAGAAAAAAAGAAAAAAAACAUUCUUGUGGAUAAUUUCCCCCUACAAGGAAGCACCCAAUGUUGCACGCCGAAACUGUGCUGCUCCUCUCCGGUCAUCUAUCCUUACACUGGGAUUCAAUCUCCUACUUACCCCCGGAGUUGUGUGCGUAAAAGACGCGCACGGGGAGCGAAAGCGAGAGAGAGGGGGGCGAUUUCGCCAACCUUUCCCGGGGCUCUAAAUCUGUGGAAGCAGGUGUAAUUCAGCUGUAUUUCUGCAAGCCAAGAUGUCUCUGCUGCCUUCGAGGUUCAUAUACCUGUGUUUACAUUUUCUGGUACUCUAUUUCCAGCUACAGGAAUCCCAGCAGAGCUCUGCUGAUUUCAGGUUUUACAUCGAGAACCACACGAGGAACCCAGACGACCUGAGUCGGAAGCAGGUCCGGAUCUACCAGCUGUACAGCAGGACCACGGGCAGACAUGUGCAGAUCCUGGGGAAGAAAAUCAACGCCAACGGAGAUGAUGGGGGCAAGUAUGCUCUUCUUGUUGUUGAGACAGAAACCUUCGGGAGCCACAUUCGAAUAAAAGGAAAAGAGAGCGAGCAUUACAUCUGCAUGAACGAGAAGGGCAAAAUAGUUGGGCGGCCCGAUGGAAGGAAGCAGGAGUGCGUCUUUGUUGAGGAAUUCCUGGAGAACAACUACACGGCUCUCGUGUCGGCCAAGUACAAAGGAUGGUACCUCGGCUUCAACCGGAAGGGGCGGCCCAAGAAAGGCUCGCAGACCACACAGAGGCAGCAGGAAGUCCACUUCAUGAAGCGGCAGCCGAAGGGCGUGGUGGAUCCACUGGAGGAGUUUCGUUUCACCACAGUAACUAAGCGGACACGAAGGGCUCGGCGAUUAAAACCCAGCUCCAAGAGGAACUGAUGGCACAAGCGUUCCUCGCGGGGGGAAAAAACAAAAACAACAAAACAAACUGUACCUGAAAAAUCUCAAGCUUCUUACAAGAAUCCCCUUAAAGACUUCACUUCUGUAAAAGACAAAAAGAACAAAAAAAAGGUCAAAGAUGUUUUAUUUUUGUAUUUCAGGAUGACUGAAUAUUUCCUAACUCUUGGAUUCUUCUGGGUUGAUGUCACUGUGCUAACGUGUCUGUCAUGUUAUUUAUACUGGAUAAACUAAAGGACCUCUGAGAGAAUUCCUGUCGCCGUCGUCCUCAGCCGCGUUUGAACUGCAAGCUGAAGGCAUGCUUUCUUUUUGACAAUGGGAGCUGAAGCAGGAGCUGACGUAAUGUUAUAAAAAUCAGCCAACUAGAGAUUUAUUGGAAUACCUGUCGGUUUUUGUUUGUGUUGCCCCUGACAACGCGGAUCCCAUACUUUCCACUGGAAUUAGACACCAUGGAGAUGAAACGGAGAGAGGUGGCAGUCGCAGGUGACACUGUGCUGCCCGGAUAACUGUGUAGCUUUGAGUGCAAUAUUUUACAGGCCUUUUCUCUUCCUCUUUUUUUUUUUUCCCAUAUGUCUCUCAACCUCAGCUUCACUCGUGGCUCCUGGAAUGCGCUCCGAGUACUGUGUGUGAUUUCUUUGACAUUUCCACGCGGGCCUGUGAUUCAGCUAAAACGCAACAUGCUUUGACUAGUCAGGCGCCCGCCGUGGCUUUGGUCUUGUUUAAACACUAAGGGAAGAAGAAAAAAAGACAAUACAAGCAAAAAAAAAAUAUAACAGCUGAUGUGAUUCAUGAUUCCACACUGUCUUCCAGGCUCAUCACGUUUGGGGACGGAUGUUAAUCCCUUCGUCUCCCUCCUUGGACUCCCGUCAGCUCACAUGUGUUAAAGCUGUUCUACGAAAGGAUGCCUCGAUUCUCUGAGUGUGAGCUCUAGCUAGUAUUUUGGGGCUGGUGAUGACUUCCUCUACCUCCUUGUUCUUUAUGUUUAUCUUUACCUAGUCGCGCUGUCUGCGUUCAGUUAAUCUCAAGAACCUUUCAGUCGACUCUGAGCUUGAACUGGGCUUUUUUUUUUCUCCCUCCACUUUCCAAAAUCAUCUUUCGACUGUGAGCUCAUCUUCGCUCCUUUCGCUCUCGCUAGAAGACAGUCUCAAAGAUGCUUUCGGGAACACGUAGCCCUCGUGCUUGUUUGUCAGAUCAGUCAUUCCUGGACAGGAAUGCUGAACACCACUCACCCUUCGUCACUUCGUAUUUGACAAUUAAAGCUUUUUCCUCAAAAAAAAAAAAACAACUUGUCCAGGAUUCAGGGAAUAUUUU